Messenger RNA from Carcharodon carcharias (great white shark), 7234 nucleotides. RefSeq names its product pyrroline-5-carboxylate reductase 1, mitochondrial-like. Gene Ontology annotation, molecular function: pyrroline-5-carboxylate reductase activity. NCBI's taxonomy places the organism in Eukaryota, Metazoa, Chordata, Chondrichthyes, Lamniformes, Lamnidae. The transcript has 8 exons. The record is from RefSeq and is a predicted model, not a curated record. The coding region runs from base 144 to 1082 and encodes 312 amino acids. Gene Ontology annotation, biological process: L-proline biosynthetic process.
AUUGGCGGAGGCGGCUGUCGCUCUGGAGGCUGCUCGGUUUGACACCUCGCUCAGCCACGUUGGCGGGGCUGGUUCCCCGGGAGCAGUGCGGAAGGUGAGGGUCGGCGAGGUGUUCCGGAUCGCUGUCACAAAGGGAUACAGCCAUGAGUGUCGGAUUCAUUGGAGCGGGCCAGUUAGCCUUUGCUCUGGCCCGGGGAUUCACGGCUGCAGGUGUUUUAGCUGCGCACAAGAUUACAGCAAGUUCACCAGACCAGGAGUUGCCCACUGUCGGAAGUCUGAGGAAGCUUGGUGUCAAUUUUACCUUGAGCAACAAAGAGACCGUUCAAAAGAGCGAUGUACUGUUUCUCGCUGUCAAACCACCCAUUAUCCCUUUCGUACUGGAUGAGAUUGCUCCUGAUAUCGAAGAACGCCACUUAGUUGUGUCCUGUGCUGCUGGAGUCACCAUUAACUCCAUAGAAAAGAAACUGUCCACUGUGCGCGAGUUUCCGAAGGUGAUCCGCUUAAUGACCAACACCCCUGUGAUUGUACGCGAGGGGGCCACAGUGUACGCCACAGGAACGCAUGCAGCAGUCGAAGACGGGCAUCUGCUGGAGCAGCUGAUGGCCAGUGUCGGGUAUUGUGUGGAAGUGGAGGAGGACCUGAUCGAUGCAGUCACUGGACUCAGCGGCAGUGGCCCUGCCUAUGCUUUCACAGCUAUCGAUGCUCUGGCAGACGGUGGAGUGAAGAUGGGCCUCACUCGUAGGCUGGCUGUUCGACUUGGUGCUCAAGCAUUGCUGGGAGCAGCUAAGAUGCUGCUGGAGUCCGAGCAGCACCCUGGGCAGCUGAAGGAUAAUGUGUGUUCACCAGGCGGUGCAACCAUCCAUGCUAUACACUUGCUGGAGAGUGGGGGGUUCCGCAGUCUGCUCAUCAACGCCGUCGAGGCUUCGUGUAUAAGAACGAGGGAGCUGCAGUCCCUGGCUGACCAAGAGACUGUUCCCCCCGCUGCCAUUAAAAAGACCACACUGGACAAGGUGAAACAGACCGCCUCUAAAGCUGGCAUCAGCCUCUUCAACAAUAAAUACCCUGGAAGCAAGACGCACUGAAUACCCAAUGGCAUAUUGAAACUGACUUUUGGAGUUGGAUGGGCAGGCGAGAGCGAAACAUGAAUGGUGUUAUCAAGUGUGUUAAAUGAAGAUUAGUGGCUUUGUUUCUUUUUGUAACCACAAUGUACUUGUUCUGAAUCUGGAGUUUGUUGCAAUUAUAAUAGGAAGGUAAGAACACAUAUUUAAUGUGUCCUGUUAAGACCAACAGUUAAUAUGUGUGCUGUAUAUGUACAAAAUAACAUUGGAUGUAUUUCUAUGGCAGUCGGAGUUGCACCUUUCUUUCCCCUUCCUGACUUAUUGUGCCUGAAUGCGUGAAACCAAUCGACUCCUUUUGUGAAUUUCCCUGGUGUAACAGCCCGACAAACAAUUCUUUAGCACUGUCCCCUGCUUUCUGUCCUUUAGCUGUUUUCACUUCCGUGCUACCACAGGGGCCUUUUAAUCCCGGGGGCUUCAAAUCUGCUAACAAGUCGAGUAUGUGACACUUCACCGAAUGCCCUUUGAAAGUCCCAGUACACAAAAUCAACCCCAAUCCCUUCAUCACCCCUCUCCGUUAUAUUAUCAAAGAUUGGAAUCAAAUUUCCCAGCCGCAGUUUUGCCUUUGAUGGUUCUCUCUGCUAAAGGCAAACUGCAUCACGCAAACUUGAUUCAGUUCUUCAGUUCACAAAUGGGCUGUCAUUUGUGAACAUGUUUUUCCAAGUGAAAAUUAAUUUGUGUUCUGGCAUUCAUUUUUAUCCUGGGACUGAACUAAAAUAUCUCUGCACUGGAAAUUUCUCCGAAAAUGACAGUGGUAUUUAUGUAGAUGAGUAAUGAUGCAGUAGUGUUUCAUGUAACUUCGACUUAUUUUAAGAUGAAACAUGAUCUCAGGUUGACUUUAUAGCUUUCCUGUGUACCAUUGGCUGGGAAUGCCUAAGCUUUAAUCCUCAAAGGCCUGUUAGAGAUUUGCAGUAGAGGUUUAUGGGCCACAUAUGAAGUUCGAAUUAAUGUUCCCAUUAAUUACAUUGAUCUCAAUUAAGCUCUGGGUGCACGCUGUUCGCCCCCUCUGGAGAAAAGUCUGCUGGAAGCCUGCCCCACAGCCAUAACACACUGUGGCCAGGCUAAACUGUUUAACAAUGGAACUCCCACCCCUCAGUGGCAGGAAGUCCCACCCUCGGGAGCUGCCAGCCAAUCUGAUUGGCCGGCAGCUCCAUCAGUCCAGGCAGCACCAGAGCUCAGUUCGUGGGCACUGCCAGGCUUGUUGGAAGUAGCAUGAGGUAGACCAUGGCUACCCAGGAUAGAUAGGUCCUCGCGGUUUUAGGGUGGGGAGAGGUCCUAGAGCUCAGGGAGCGGGGUUGGGGGCCAGGUUUUGUAGGGCUGGCAGCUUAGAAGGAAAUGGAGGUGGGGUGAGAGUGACCCCCCCCCCGACCCCCCCACCACCACCACCACCACCACCAACUUCCCUCCUGCCUUUUCUCCUAUAGGCUUUAACCUUAUAUUGGUGCGUGGAGGUUUUUAUUCUACCUGCUAACAAGCCUAAUAACCUUUUAAUUAUUCAUUUCAAUAUGGCAGGUGGGCUGCUGAUUUCGGUGUAUUAUGGGGACUGGGUCAGGGGUGGGCAGGGAGCUGGUGGGCUAACCACCCAGCCUGUUUUACAUUCCUCCCCCAGCGAAAACACACCUGCUGGGGGCAUGUAAAAUCCAGCCUCAGAAAGUUAAACAGGAUCAACCAGCUGUUAAUAUAACAUAAAACAUUCAUUAAUAGAAGUGUAAAAUGAAUUGCCUGGACUUCCUUGGUCAGAUUUUCAGGGCUUAAAAUGCUUUGGUUUCAAUACUCUUGCCAUAAACUCACUCCUGAAAGCCCUUCAAUGUAAAAAAAAACACCCAUUGGGGGGGAGGCGGAACUCAAAAUAUUUUAUCAAUGGAGAUACGGCUGCUAAGGCAGACAAAACAACGUUAGGUUUUGAGAAAGAGAUGCUUCAAAGGGAAAUCUGGCACAUUGUUUGGUGAUUGCUCUGCGCAGGAACCCAAGAACCUGCUUCCCCUUUUGCCAUGGAUUUAUGGUCCAAUGAGUUAGGUUAAGUUCCAUUCAUCAGGAUAUGUUGCUAAAUGGGAUCCUAAAGAUUGCAUUCAGCCACAGAAAGGUUGAGUGGCCAAUUGAAAAUAAGGAAAACCUUCCCUCAGCCAAAGUAGACACAGGAAUAACUUCCUGAUUUUUUUUUUGAGUAAGGAGUAAAGUGGAGGUGGAGAAGAGGGAUGUGGAGGGCCUGUUUUUUGGGGGAAGGGAACUUUACCCUUCAAUUCUCAACAAAUGGGUUCCUUGGAGAAACGAGAAAAAGAUUAAUCAAGGCAUACAUUUAAUCAUGUAAGAUGAAGCACAUCUUUUCGGAAGUUAAUUUCUGCUAAGUUUUAUUACAGCUCCUUUUAAGCAGAUGUCCAGCCUGGAGCUCUUUAGAAAAUUGAACUAACUUCAGGAAUCACAAAACUAUUGAUUUCUUCUUAUCAGAGAAAAGAGUGAGCAUAUUCAAUAAGAGAUAAGAAAUAUGAACUUUUUUUGAUAUAGAAUAAUAAUCUUGCAUAUCCCUGGCAGCAGGACUAUUAUCUGUUCUGAUAUUCUGCUUACUUUAGCUGUAACCCAUAAAUUUCAGAUGUAUAGUGUUUUAUUAACACUCAAAAUCAGUGAUGCGGUGAGCAUAUUUAUAUGUACAUUUUACAUGCAGAGCCACAUACCCAACUUACAGCCCAGAGCAAAAGAAAAUUAGAUACUUUGGUCUGGUGAAUGCUGUGAAUUCCUGGGAGUGAUACAUAUUUGUGUUCUUGUAAUAGUUGACUUAAAAUAAUGAGGUCUGUACACUUAUGUUCUAGUGAUCAGUGCAAAAUACUGUAAAUAUCCUCCGAGUUAACACUCUAAGCUGGAGGAUUUAUUUAAGUAAAGGACAGACUUGCAGAUCAACAGUUACUUGGUGAAAUUCACUAAAUUUUAGAAAGAGACGUUGUGAUAGUACCUUCUAGUUUAUUACCACUUAAAAGCAUGGCUUUAUUUGCUUUUUAAAAAAAAUGUUACUGCUUAUCCAGCAUACAACAUCUACCCUACUAUGGUUAAAGGUAUUUGCUGAAUAGGGAUAAAAGAAAGAGCUGCAGAUUAAUUUGUCAGAGACGGACUCUGUGAUGUUAGUAUUGAAUCAUGGUGUGUUUGUGCCAGCAAUUAACAUGAUGUCAAAGAGUUCAUGUUUGCCAAUCUAUGUCUUUCUAUUUAACUGCUUCUGAUUGAGGCUAAUUUUCUAAUUAUCUGCAUUUGUUAAAUUGGACUUUGCACAGUAAGUAUGUUUCCCAUAUACCCAAAAAGACAAAUAAUCCUGUGAGAGACUGACAUUCCUUGGUGGCAGUUCUGUGGCAAGGUGCGAGCUUGUGCUUUUUCAGGUAGUUUACAAUUCAAGCAGCAAAAAUAUUUUUGGAGGGCUUAUAUUCUUAUUUUUAAUAGCACAGAGGAAUCUGCAUUUGUGCAAUUCUGUGGGUCAAGUUUCUAUCGACAUGCAUGACUAGACAAUCACCUUUUAACUUAAACUUUCCUUCUUAAUCCUCAUCACCUUUUAUACAUCUUUUAAAUUUCCAAAACAGCUGCAAACUGCAUCUGCUGAGGAGAUUGGACCAGUUAAACCUGGAUCUUUGGCUUCAGACUUGUGGGAAACUGAAGAGCAGUGAGCCCAUGUGUUGGAUAGUGCCAUAGUGCCUUAAUCAGGUGCAUUUGAGGAAUGGGGUGAAUUUUUCCUUACUGCUAUGUAUUUGGGUAUACACACACGCAUGCGCGCGCACACACACACACACACACACACUAGCAGGACUAUGCUUUUAUUAAAGUCAAUAUAAAGCAAUGAACUUAAAGCGCUUUGUAACUUUAGAUGGUAGUGUACAGCUGAGUCAUGGAACUUGUAUUCAUGUGAAUUCAACAUUUUUUAGUAGUAAUAAAAAAAGACUUUUUAAAACCCAGAAGUAAAAUCUAUAUGUUCCACAAAGAAAGCAUAGCACUCAAGCCACAACAUACUAAAGCUGAGUUUUGCAUCUCAUUUAGCCCAUAAUGAGGCUAGAACAUCACUGUACAUAUCAGGGAUGUUUUCUUCUGGUUUCAAACUGCAGUGAGAGGACGGGUCUGGCACUGACUUAGUCUCACUUAAGAGACUUAAGCACAGAAAUCUAGAUUGACACUCUCGUGGAGCACUGAAGGAGUGAGUGCUGCUGUGUUGGUGGUGCCCUUUUUUUGGAUGGAAAGUUAAACCAAGGCCCUCUCUGCUUUCUCAGGCAGGUGUGAAAGAUCACAUGGCACCAUUUUGAACAGGGUCAUGGGAGAUAUCUCUGACAUCCUGGUCCAUAUUUAUUCCUCCAGAAACAUCAGUAAAACACAUUAUCUGGUCAUUAUUAUGUUGCUUUUUGUGGAAUAUUGCUGUAUGCAAAUCAGCAGCCCGUGUCCAACAUUACAACAGUGAAUUUAUUUUAAAAUAGGGUGUAAGGUGGUUUGGGAGAUCCUGACAUCAUGAAAGGUGCUAUAGAAAUGCAAGUUUUCCUUUUAAAAUGCCUUGUGCUUAGACUCACUGGUGUAGUGUGAAAGAUCUUAGCCAUUGAAGGAUUGACCACAAUUAUAAUCUUGCCUUUAUUGAAUGGGACUGAAGACCACUUCAUUGAGAAGAAUGAUGAGACUUCUAAAACAAAUACAAAAAUACCUGGAAAAACUCAGCAAGCCUGACAGUGUUGUUUCAAAUAAAAUGGAACUUAAAAGUGUGUAGUAAGAGGGUGGGAAGAGAAUGAGGAACCAAAACACAAUUGGAUCAGAGCAAUUAAAAAAAUAACCAGUACAUAUCUAGGAAAUAUUCAUUUUAACAGAAUAGCCAAAGCAACUUGCAUUGAUAUAGAUUUUUCUUAAUGUACUAAAAAUGUCCCAAUGAAUUUCACAAACAUUAUCAAACAAAAUUUGACACUGAGCCACAUAAGGGGCAGGGAUUUUUUGGAUGACAAGGUUUCCUGCCCCCAGCACCCGAAGAGGGGACAUGCUAUUCGCCUGAACACAGCAGCCCUACAGCCAUUCGACGCUCUGAUAAAUAUUAAUUGGCCGGAGUGGGGGCUUGUGCUGAAGUGAUCAAACUGAACUGAGGUGUUAUUGUUGGUUGGUUGAAAAGGAUCUGGAAAGCCACACAUCAGGACAGUCAUGACACGAGGGAGAGAGGGUUUGUAGAAGUGUGCCUUGCCCUCGAUAAUUAUACCCAUGAAACUCUAAGGUGAAAGCUGUUGUUGGGUAUCCCCUGACCAACCCUUCAUGAAUAAAGAACAGUAUAUUAUGGAACUGUGCAGCCAUAUAUAUAGUGCCACAUUGUGUGGGGAGUGAUGUGAAAGCACGUGGUUGCAUAAGGCUUUGUUGGAUUGACUAUUCAAAAUUAAGUUUACCUUUAUAUUGAAGUAUAAUUUGCCUGUUAGUUAAUGUGUAAUUUGUUUCGCUUCUGACUCGUGUUAAAGUAAAGUCUGUAAAAAGUGGAUUCUAAUUGUUAACUUUUUCAUUUGGGGAACACUCAGUAAAUUUGUUUAUUUUGUUUCACAGUUUCCCUGGGGGUGUGUAACAAAGGGAAUACCAGAGCUUAGGGCAUAGGCAGCUGAAGGCGUGAUUGCCAAUGAUGGAGCUUUGAAAAUACGAUGAAAAGGAAUGCACAAGAGAGCAGAAUUGGAUAUCAACUUUAUCUUUUUUUUUAAAGUGUUUUGAGUAACUGGUCCAACUGCUUUCCCUUCCUCCUUCGGCUUUGUUCCUGACCCUUCAGUUGUCUCCAAAACUUCAGUGCUAAGUACAUAGUGCACAAAUCCAGCCUGAUAAGUUAAGCUCUCAUAGAUUCUACCUAAUUAUUUUUGAUACCUACAGUAUACAUUACUGGUUCAAACAAAAGCUUACCGACCAGAAACAACUGUUUCUCUCUCCACAGAUCUGCCUGACCUGCUGAGUAUUGUUUAUACUUAUGAUUUACAUUGGUUUAUCUCCUCACAAACACUUGCAUACUUUUAUAUAGUUUCUGCAACUUAAAACGUUUAAGCUUCCUGAUGGUUAAUACAUCAAUGUUUUAUUUAUGUGCUAUCCAUUUUGAAUUGAAGGAAGACAGCAUGUAUACAAUAUAAGGCAGGAAUAUAUAAAUCUGUUUUUCUAAAGUG